This is a messenger RNA of Syzygium oleosum, 1236 nucleotides long. RefSeq names its product cysteine-rich receptor-like protein kinase 25. The coding region runs from base 1 to 1236 and encodes 411 amino acids. Gene Ontology annotation, molecular function: ATP binding; protein kinase activity. Gene Ontology annotation, biological process: protein phosphorylation. The record is from RefSeq and is a predicted model, not a curated record. NCBI's taxonomy places the organism in Eukaryota, Viridiplantae, Streptophyta, Magnoliopsida, Myrtales, Myrtaceae. The transcript has 4 exons.
AUGACAAAGCUUUUUGCAAUCCUCAUCUUCAUGCUUAGGUUUCCCACCCUCCGAACUGAAUCAACCAAUACGAUCAGCGAGCAUCACUGCUCGAAUUCGAGCACUUUCGCUCUGAAUAGCACCUACGGGGGGAACCUCAACCUUCUCCUUGAGUCCCUUCCCUCUCAUACCAACUCGAGCAAAGGAUUCUUCAACAUGAGCACAGGGAAGCCAAGCGACGCGGACGCUGUGUAUGGCAGCUUCCUAUGCAGGGGAGAUGUCACCACGGAAGUGUGCAUGGAAUGCGUGAGAAAUGCUAGUGUCAGUAUCAAAGCAAAAUGUUCUAUGGUCAAAGAAUCCGUCCUCUGGUUCGACAAGUGCAUGUUGCAGUAUUCGGACCUUAACUCCCUUUCAGCCGCGGACGAAGCGCCUCUUCUGGGCGGGUAUAAUAGGGAGAAUAUGGAAGAACCCACCGAGUUCAUGAAGCUAUUGAGCAAAACAAUGAAGCAGUUGAUUACUAGGGCCGCUAAAAGAUCCGAUAAGAAGUAUGCGUCCAAAGAGGCUACCUUCAAAAAAUUAGGAGACACUACUCUCUAUACAUUUGCCCAGUGCAGGCCUGAUCUAUCGGCGGCUGACUGCGAGGAUUGCCUGCAGAACGUGAUUUCCAUUCUCCUGACAAAUGAAACCGGGAAAAUUGGGGGCAGAAUCUUGCUUCCUACUUGCUUCGCCAGGUUCGAGAUAUACCUGUUCUACACAGUCGAAAAGAAAAGUCAUUCUUCAUCAAGAUUAGUUAUCGGGAUCACUUCUGCAACUUCGGCGGUCGUGCUACUUUGCAUCAUUCUCUGGUUUACCCUCAAAAGAGAAAGGAACAAGAGAAACAAUGUCGAAGAAGAUCCGAUUGUUGGAAGCGAAAUUUCAGAACUACGUUCCCUGCAAUUUGAUGUGAUUGAAGCCGCCACAGCUUACUUCUCGAAUCACAACAAAUUAGGGGAAGGCGGGUUCGGACCAGUUUACAGGGGUAUACUUCCUUGUGGGAAGACAAUUGCAGCAAAAAGGUUGUCUCAAAGCUCGAAACAAGGCGUGGAGGAAUUCAAAAACGAAGUCGAAUUGGUAGCCAAGCUUCAGCACAGAAACCUAGUGAGGCUAUUAGGUUUUUCCGUGGAAAGAGAAGAAACGAUACUAGUCUAUGAACACAUGCCCAAUGGAAGCCUCGACCAAUUGCUCUUCGGUUGGUGCCUCGCUCUUCAUCUUCUUUGA